GUACCAGACUGUUGAAGAACAUUUUCGUGUGUUUUGGUUUGUGGGCAGUGUGCAGAUUUAGUGGCAAAAUUGAGUUAUUUUAACACCAAAUCGGAUUGAAAGUUAUCGUGGUGGAGCUCUAAAGAACAUCAGAACUGGGCUAGUUUUGUUGGAUUUGUCAUAAAACCCAAUAAACAUGAUAAAUAAACAUCAACUUUGACCGUGUCAUUUUGGGUUGUAAACUUCAGCAACACCUUGAACAAGAGUGAUUCACAUUUGUAAUCAUAGGCUCAUGAGUCAUCGACACCGAGUUUUAUUCUGACCAACAAUACUAAAUCUGUGUGACAUUAACUGCUAGAUAUAUGAAAGUUUGAAACCAUGGGUCUCUUCGGUAAAACACCACAAAAGGAUCCUAAAGAACAGGUUCAAGAAUGGACGAGGAGUCUGAACAGAGAAUCAAGAAAACUGGACAGACAGAUCAGAUCCAUCGAGAGAGAAGAGUUGAAGGUGAAGAGAUCCCUGAAAGAUGCGGCCAAGAAGGGCCAGAAGGACGUGUUAAAGAUCCUAGCCAAGGAGAUUGUCAACUCCAGGAAAGCUGUCAGGCGGAUCCACACCUCCAAGGCGCAGAUCAACUCGGUCAGCAUGCAGAUGAAGAACCAGCUGGCCCUGAUCAGAAUGUCUGGGGCCAUGGAGAAAAGUGCCGACGUCAUGAAGUACAUGUCACAGCUAUGCCGGGUCUCGGACGUCCAAGCCACGAUGAUGGAGAUGUCCAAAGAGAUGAUGAAGGCUGGCAUCAUUGAGGAGAUGGUGGAGGACACCUUCGAGUCCCUGGAGGAUGAUGACGAGAUGGAGGAGGCCACCGAGCAAGAAGUGGAGAAGAUCCUGUUUGAGAUUACGGCUGGUCACCUGAGUGACGCGCCCAGAGCAGUCAACGACGACCUUCCGGUGCCGGCAGGAGCAACGGCCGCCUCGGAUGAAGAAGAAGAAGCAGCCGAAGACAUCUCCGAGAUGCAGGCGAGACUGGAGGCACUCAGGAGCUAAGAUGGUAACCUUGUGUCGUGUUGAUGUGUCGAGACCUUGUACAAAUAACACAGAGCAAUCAGAAAUUAAUGGACGCUGUGCCGAGGAUGAAAUUAUGGUCAGACGUCAGUCUGUUUCUGUCCGUAAACCAUAUUUAAAAAUUAAAAAAAAAAGGAUUUGCUUGGUUAACUUGUUCAACUGGAAGUGCAUUCUGAGAUGGAUAACAAAUUUGACACCAGGUUUGUAGCAACUAGUUAGGUCUGUCCAGUUUUGAAUAAUUAGUAUUCGAUUAUACGAAACUGCACUUUACCGAACAUUCGAAGAUUCAAAACUUGCAGAUCAAGUUUUACGCACGCCAGCUGCAGCUGCCUUCCUCGCUGGUCAGAAGUUGCAUACAAAGCGCGCCGGUUAAAAUUUGGAUACGGCAAUGGAUAUUAUGGGUCGCCGGAGUGUCUUGCAGUAACUAAGUAUAACUGUCUAUUUUCACCCAGCUAAAAGAAUGGGACCAAUAAAUAGGCAUUGGCAAAAAAGUUACCAUUGACAAUAAAGAAACCCUGCAACUUUACAAUUUCAAUAACAUCAGUCGUGUGUGUGCAUGCAGAGUUUUUUCUUUUCGAAUAUUCAAACCGGCAAAAAGCUAUUCCAAUUUUCGGUUGAUGAUCGAAAAUUUGGUACAUUUGGGUCAGUCCUACAACUGGUCAGGCUAGUUCAUUCAGCCUGAGCAGUUUUGUGCCAAAUUUCACCCUCAAGCACUGUGUAGUAUAUGGGAGCCAGUGAUGCAUGAGAAGGCAUGAGGUACAGAAGGCAUGAGAUAUUAUCUUUUUCAUUUGAAUGUUCAAACAUUUGUAGCAUCUGUGAUUGAGUGCAGCGCACUGGAGCAUUGACACGGAGAGUCAUAGAAUAGGAGUUCUGUUUUGCAUUUUGCUGAUAAAAUGCACAGAUCUAGAGUCUGUGGAUAAAUCAAGUCCACGUAAUGGAGGUACAUGACAAAUGGAAAAAUGUAUGUAGGCAAAGGAUUAUAGGCAAGGAUAAUAUUGCCGUUAUUUUGCUUUUUAUGUAUAUAUUUUUCAAUAAAAUCUGUAUAGACUAACAAAUUCUGUAAUCAAAGAAUUAAUUAGCUCCACUUGUCAAAAAUCUAGAUUAAUUCUGUUGUUUUUUUAUUUUGCGAGUGACAUGGGAUUUCGGGCAAAUUUGUAAAUAGAGCCAAUAUUUCAGGGUUGUUUUUCUACAGACCUAUUUCAAGGGAUGGUAGUCUUGUGUUGUGCGCUUACGCCUCAUUUUUGCUUGGACUGCGCAAUGCUCACGUGUAGACUAUCCUUGAUAGAACAAGAAUAGCAAUGAAAGCCACAAAACUCUGUUUCUGAAAAAAAUAGCACAAUCAACUAUCGUAUAAGUCACCCCUUUCAGUGCCUUCGUGAUUGCCAUGGAACAAGAAUGAUCCUAACUGUUGAAUAGUAAUCCCAAUUACCAUGGGUGAAUGGGACUUUUUGAGCCCCGACGUGAAUGGGAGCAAUAAUGAAUGUCACGUGAUGUGAGUUCCACCAAUCAAAUGACAAGGAUCUGUAUGUCAGUUGUAUAAUAAUUGAAAUCUGCACUUACCUUAAUCUAUCAAAAUCUAUCCCAGUUUUAGUUGUUUUAUAAAAUUUUCAACCGCUUCCCUCCCCCAGAACUAACUUCUUCCUACAAAAGUUACAUCAUCCACCAUAUGGUCAUGAUAAAUUGAAGCAUGUAGUGGUGUUCCCAUACCAUAUUACUUCAAUUUUAAUAAAAUAUACGGAAUUCUAAGUAUUUCGGAAAUGGCAAUUUGAAAUAAGCCAUUUCGGAGUUACAAAAAUGUACUACUGCACGUGCGCACAUCCGACUCAACGAUUAAGUGUCGGAAGAUAAGCAAAGCAGAUAAAUGCACACAAGACUAUGGGGGACGUGGUAACCAAAUCCACAUUUUGCAAUUUUGUUCUAGUAAAACAGAAGAUGGAUAUUUUUGUUCGCACAAAAGUUGGAGCAUACAAAACAUCUUAAACCAUGGUGCCGUUGAAAACAAUCAUCGAAUCAACAUUUUGCAUCUACUUAAAAAAAAAGAACUUUUCUUUGAUUUCGUUGGUACCCCGCUAUGAUUUUGCACACGUGUGGCGAACUGUUUAUCCCCCGACCCUAAUCGUUGUCAUGGGAUGUGCGCAUGCGCAGUAGUACAUUUUUGUAACUCCGAAAUGGCUUAUUGGUAGAUUGCUGGUUGUUGACAGCAAAUGGAAAGCCCAAUUAAGGAUGUACCCCACAGUAAAGUCUGAUGACCCAGUAAAUGUAAACAUUGUAGCCAUUGGACGUAGUGAUGAUGCUGUAGGUGUACGCAGCCAAUCAGGAAUGUCAACAUUAAUUUCCUUGGUCACUGCUUAUGCAAAUCGGUUGUCCGUGCUCUAUGGUCAUUUGGUGUGUAUUGUUGGGGUCAGCUUUUUUGAAAUAUUUGCAAAUAUUUUGCAAGGUUUGUUGACAAACAAGCCAUGCAUCAAGCCUGCAUCUUCAUGUUUAUUUUGUAAACAGAAGGACUCUGCUGUAAACGACUCCACAAUGUCAGAAAUUUCAGAAAAAAAUAUUCAGGAGAAAACAAUCGAGAAAAACAAUUCAACCAAGAUUAUUGUUCUCCUUUUAGAAAUAAUCACAGCUUUAUUGUAUAUUUGGAAAAAAUAUAUAUUUAUGGACUAAAAUGAUGAAAAGACAAACUUUGUUUAUUUAUCGGGUAGUUUUAAGUCUGAAAAAUCAAAUUUGACUUAGUGAUAAAAAAAAAUGAGAUUAGCAUUUUGAUGGUUUUGCUUUUUGCCAUCAAUCAUUUUUAAUUUCCAAUAAAAUUAAAUCGUAGAAAAAAAAAGUCA
Messenger RNA from Patiria miniata (bat star), 3863 nucleotides. RefSeq names its product charged multivesicular body protein 3-like (gene rnf103-chmp3). Gene Ontology annotation, cellular component: ESCRT III complex; multivesicular body. The transcript is spliced from 5 exons. The coding region runs from base 358 to 1020 and encodes 220 amino acids. The record is from RefSeq and is a predicted model, not a curated record. Gene Ontology annotation, biological process: protein transport; endosome transport via multivesicular body sorting pathway; late endosome to vacuole transport. Lineage: Eukaryota; Metazoa; Echinodermata; Asteroidea; Valvatida; Asterinidae.